This is a messenger RNA of Fusarium vanettenii 77-13-4, 1302 nucleotides long. RefSeq lists its product as uncharacterized. Bases 215 to 898 code for a protein of 227 amino acids. NCBI's taxonomy places the organism in Eukaryota, Fungi, Ascomycota, Sordariomycetes, Hypocreales, Nectriaceae. The record is from RefSeq and is a predicted model, not a curated record. The transcript is spliced from 4 exons.
CGCUCGCGACAAAGAAUUCAAACACAAUUAAACAGACCAAAACAAUUGUUUUGGCAUUCAUACUCAUCUUCUCUGCCUUUAUCUCGACCUUUGCGGUCGUUUUCAUACCCUUGUUGCCUUUUUUGGCCUAGAUCUCGUCGUUGUGGAUCUGCCGCAUCCAAUUACGAAACACUACGGAGCACUACGACCCAUUACGGGCCGAUCCAAGAAAAGCAUGUCUUCCCUGCCUGAGCACCCCAAGCCCUUCCCUCGUGGUGGCGCUGAGGAGAUCCCUGGCUACCCUUCUGCUAGGGCUCGCUAUGUUCCUGCCACUAUUUUUGGUGUCGAGACGAGCUCUUUUGACUACAAUGCGCCUCAGCCGGCUGAGAACCCGGACCUGACGGUUUGGGUGCUCAUGCAUGCCAUCAAUGGCUGCUCGAGCAAGGUCAUUAAGAUUCUCAGCGAGCGUCGCCCUGUCCGCCAGCUGGAGCUGCGCACCAAGAUCGACAGCCGGUCGCUCAAGCCUGUUCCUUACAACAUCAAUCUGAGAAACAGCCAGAACUGUGAUGCCAUGAUCAGGCACUUGUAUGGCGAAGAGCUGGAGGAGGAAGACCAGUGCGCCAAGUGCAAGGACUCCAAGGGAGCCCUGAUCGGCUGCGUUGUCUGCCCCGACAUUGCCGCCAACUGCGCCAACUGUGAUUGGAACCGCUCGGGAGGGCAAUGCUCCCUGGGCGGCGCCGCCAGUGCGAGGCGCCGUGCCAAGCGCAGACCCGCUCCCGAGUCGGAGAGCGAGGACCAAGAUGAAGAGGACACCAACAACCUCUGGGAGGUCUUCAACGACAUGGACCCUGCCACCCUGACCAGACUCUCGGUUGUCCUGUCCGAGGCUGCCAAGCGCACUGGUCACAGCCGUCGCUAAUUGGCCUUCUGAGUCUUGUGGGUGAAGGUAGCCCACUGAGACACAACAGUACAGAGUAGUUCGCAUGUACGUGUACGGUGUGGACAGUUUCAGCAUCCCCGUACAAGGAAUUGUUUCAUGAUUUAUGUCUUUUAUUUCCUUUGUCAAUGUCAAUGUCAAUUAUGCUGGGAAACGUUUGACGAGAUGGAUUCACGCAGGGAUGUCCCACCGUGUCCCACUGGAGAUUGUCAAUGUUUGGACGCGACCGGGGACCCCCUGGCCAUUUCAUAAAUGCGUUUAUUCCCGAUCCACACUCAUUGUCUCUCUGCUUUCCCGUACCUCGCUUGGGGAGGAUGCGCUCGAAGGAUUCGCUUGCUUGCGCGGCUGCGAUCAGGCAAUUUGUUCACUUCCUCCAUCAUUUCCCG